Podospora bellae-mahoneyi is the source of this 1382-nucleotide messenger RNA. RefSeq names its product UDP-N-acetylglucosamine transferase subunit (gene ALG14). Gene Ontology annotation, cellular component: UDP-N-acetylglucosamine transferase complex. The record is from RefSeq and is a predicted model, not a curated record. Gene Ontology annotation, molecular function: N-acetylglucosaminyldiphosphodolichol N-acetylglucosaminyltransferase activity. The transcript is spliced from 5 exons. NCBI's taxonomy places the organism in Eukaryota, Fungi, Ascomycota, Sordariomycetes, Sordariales, Podosporaceae. Gene Ontology annotation, biological process: dolichol-linked oligosaccharide biosynthetic process. The coding region runs from base 1 to 1296 and encodes 431 amino acids.
AUGGACCCGCAUCUUUCUGACCGGGGCGAGAGCCAGGCAGCGACUCAUAAACCCCUCGACAGCCUCGCAGACCAGCCAGACUUUCUCCAGAACAACCGGCAACGAGAAGGGCGAAGCCCAGCAGAGCAAAACUUGGAGCCACCGGCUUCAGAUUUCUUUUCGUCAUCACCACAAUCUCAGUUCUUCCUCUUCACAGACAAUCCUGACUUCAGACCUCAGUUCUUCAUCAACACUGCCAUCGAAGCCUUUGUCGCCACGAGAACGGCCCUCACCACAAGUUUCGGCAGCUCAAGAAAAAGCCUCACUGGUGUCACCUGCCAGACCGCAAGAAACAGCUUCGCCUCAGCACCUCCAGCGGAAGAACAAGACGAGAUCAAAAUGCUCGAGUCGAUCGAUGAGAUGGGGGGUGAGGGUGGUUUGCUCGGUGUUUUCCUCGCGCUCUUGUGUGCGUUUGUCGCGGCUGCUGCGGCCGUUGUCAAGUUGUCUUGGCCCGCGCUCGCGACUUUGGUCGUGGCCGGUUGCUCGGGUGUGGCUUACCGCCAUCAAACCCUUGUCUCCUCCCGCCGCCGUGUGCGCGGUGGUCUGUUUCCCGCGCUGGCCCGCGGUGCUGUCCCGGUCGCCUCCUCGCGCGGUGCCGGCAUCCUCGGGCGUGUGCCCGCCUACUUCCUCUUCGUCUUGGGGUCGGGCGGGCACACGACCGAGAUGUUUGAAACCAUCAAGAACUCGUUCUUGCCGUCGCCGGCGCAGCACCGGCGCUAUGUGAUUACGAGCGGAGAUGGGGAUUCCUUGCGGCGGUUGUUGAGGUUGGAGUCGUUGCUGGACCGGGCUGUUCUCGGUUCUUUGGCCGGUGGUGACAAGGCUCGGGUUGGCACCCGGGAUAUGUUUACAAUUCCGAGGGCGAGGAGGGUUCACCAGCCUUUUUGGACGGCUCCGUUUACGAGUUUGGUUACGGGGUUGGGGGCGGUGAAGGCGUUGAGCACGGUUCCUAGGUCGAGGAAGGGGGAGGGGUAUAAGUGGCCGAAUGUGAUUGUUACCAAUGGGCCUGGGACGGGGUUUGUGGUCGCUUUGGUUGCGUACAUCCUCAAGUUACUCUCCGUUGUUCCCCAAGACGGCUGCAAAGUGGUUUACGUGGAGAGUUGGGCGCGGAUUAACAGCUUGAGCCUGACGGGCAAGAUGUUUUACUGGAGCGGGAUUGCGGAGGUGUUUGGGGUUCAGCAUCGGCAGCUGUGCGACAAGUAUGAGGGGGUGAUUUACGUCGGGGAGGUCGGGGCUGCCAAGAGGGCGAGGAUGGGGUGAGCUGGGAUGGAUGUUUGCGUGUUUGGGCGGUUAGCAUUGCUUUCAUGAAUUCAACGAUACCCCGUCCUCGUUUGUCCAAUACGAAC